GAGGCAAAGAGGAGGUGGCCGUGUCGAGCGUAGGCACUCCUAUCCAGAGGUCGGUGAGCGAUGCUUGCUCUGCUCACGCACCAUCCAGGCAGUCAGGAAGGCAACGGAUUCACUCUCAGCCCAGACGCCGGAGGCCCACAUUCGGCUCUCUGCACGCUCCUCCACAGAGGCAUGCCCCCAGGACAGAGCCGGCGCUACUGCCAGCUGUAGGACCCAGCAGGCACGUCCUCGUCCCCAGCUCCCAUCUCUUCGCUUGCCUGUUCGCUCUCAUCGUGCUGCGAGAGGCAGAGGUUUGCUUUUAAUGCUCCUUGAUCAGUAAUCCUUCCCUUCCCCCAAGCUGCUGCUGUUUUCAUUGAACUUCUUGAAUUUUUGCUGUUUCUGCAUGGCCAUGAUGCCUACAGUCGUGGCAUGGUAUGGAGCAUUGUUGCUGGCAGCAAGCCAGCUGCAGGUGGAGGCCCAGGGACAGGAUUCCGCCGGCGCCCCCUGGAGGCAGAUGAUCCGGUGGGAAAAUAACGGCCGGCUCUUCAGCCUGCUCAACAGCGGUUCCGAGUAUUUGCCCGCGGGUGGGCAGGAAGAGCGGAGGCACCAGGUGUUGCUGGCCGACGAGCCUCGCCGACGGGUGCAAGGAGGCAAUGUACGCAGGCAGGCACCCCCCAGAGGCAGCUCUGAGACGGUGCGGGGCCAGGCCAGGCACCCCUUUGGAUUUGGGCAGGUACCAGAAAACUGGCGCCAGGGAGUGCUGAGCACUGGUGACACCAAUGGACGCUUUCAGUCCUCUUCUAGCAGCCGAUUCAGAAGCUUCGGGAGCUCUUCUUCACCAUCUUCAUCUUCCUUCUCCCAGCCUUCCCUUAGUGGACCAUCCUACCCUCAAUACCCCUUUCCACAGCAGCCAUCCUAUCCAGUGCCUCAUGAGCCUAGUCCUGCGGAGGUGCCAGGCCGGAGGUAUGAGACACCAUACCAGCGGGGACCGGGUUACUCUGUGGGCACGGGUGGAGGCUAUGUUGCUGGGGGGUAUUCUACCUCUGGUUUUACUGGAGUGGGUUAUGCUGGUCCGGGUUUAGCACCGGUUCAGCCGCGCUCCCCUGUGGAAUAUACCGAGGAUGGCUACCGGUUCUACCAAUCUUAUGGCUCACCAUACGUGCCCAACCCGCCAGUUCCAGCUCAGCCAUCCUUCUCCGAUGGUCUGGACCGUCGUUACACCCACAGCCUCUACAAUGAGGACUCUAGCAGUACCAGGUCAGACACCAACAUGGCACCAGCAGCUCCACCAGUUGCUCCAGCUGCUCCAGCUGCUCCAGCUGCCCCAGCUGUGGAGAGGACACCUGUGCGAAGUCCCCAAUAUGAACAAUUUCCCCCUUUCGGCAGAGGACCACCCCAGCCACACAUCCUUCCGCAGUACCCAUCUAGUAGGAACCCCUUGUCUCCCAACAUGGCCAUAGAGAACCCCAGCAUCAAUGUUGGGAGUGUCUACCGACCUGAGCAAAGAGGUCUGCCUGAUCUGGUUCCAGACCCCAACUACGUGCAGGCUUCCACAUAUGUGCAGCGGGCCCACCUCUACUCCCUCCGCUGUGCCGCUGAGGAGAAGUGCUUGGCAAGCUCGGCCUAUGGUCCCGAAACAACGGAUUACGACAUCCGCGUGCUUCUGCGCUUCCCCCAGAGGGUGAAAAACCAAGGGACGGCCGACUUCAUGCCCAAUCGGCCCCGACACACCUGGGAGUGGCACAACUGCCACCAACACUAUCACAGCAUGGACGAAUUCAGCCACUAUGACCUCCUGGAGAUCAGCACAGGCCGCAAGGUUGCAGAGGGCCACAAGGCCAGUUUCUGCCUGGAGGACACCACCUGUGACUUUGGGCACCUGAAGCGGUACGCCUGUACGUCCCACACUCAGGGUCUGAGUCCAGGCUGCUAUGACACAUAUAAUGCUGAUAUUGACUGCCAAUGGAUCGAUAUCACGGACGUGCAGCCAGGAAAUUAUGUACUCAAGCUCCAGGUCAACCCCAGGUAUCUGGUAUCGGAGUCAGACUUCACCAAUAAUGUCAUCAGGUGUAACAUACACUACACAGGGAGAUUCGUCACAACCACGAACUGCAAAAUCACGCAGUCCUGAUGUUCUGCUCUUCCAGAAUGUUCUACAGAGGAGAGGGCAAGGGGGUUACAGCGAGAUGUGGGAUGGGGCUGGAUAUCCAGCAAAAUGCAAACGAAAUCCUUUUGGUUUUUUAAUGUGUUUGUUUUUUUUGUGUCAUUUGUUUUGUUCUGUCUGAUGAGCCCACGAUGAACAGGGUUCUGCUGGCACCGAGGAUUGCACAGAGGUGAUUAGGCAAGCUAACACUGCGAAAGGCUUUGUCAGGGCUCCAGCAAAGCUGUUGCUAUGCUUUUAUGAAGAUCCGCAUGCAUCGGAAACAAUCUCCAAUUGUCUCCUGAACCCUAACAUUGGGGUUUCGGCAUGCGCUGCCCAUGUCAUGGUAGAGCUCCUAUCCAGCAGGUAAAAAAAGCAUGGGAAGGUGCUCAAGUGACACUUAUCUGCAUCUGGGAAAGAGCACCACCAAUAUAAAAAACUGAGAGGAACCAUUAUUUCAUUUUAAUAUUUUCCCUCUUUGUGCUGAGCGCAGUUUUAAAGAUAAUGCAACAACUGAGUCUGGAGACUGAGAGUGAGGUGUCGAGUGUAAGAGCAUAGUUUCUACAAUACAGUCUCCACGUCACAGCCCAUAUCACCAGACAAAAAGAGGUUCAAUAAGUCAUCAUUCGAACCCUCAAAAAGGGAGUGAAGCAACCUGGGAAGACACCUGAGUAUUCUGGUCUGCGAGGAAUUAAUUCUCUAAAAAAUUGACAGUGCCUUCAAGCUGGGUUUCUUAGUUUCUUUAAAGCUACCAACACUGGUCAGAUGCCAAGCUGGUCAUCUCUGUUAUGUUAAAGAAUGUACACAACAAAUAACCCACUGUUGCAUGAGAUUGUGGAGUACUGACUUUUGCUUGUUUUUUUUCUUUUUAUUUUUUUUUUUUGGUCUUAUUUUGUUGUAUUCUCUUUCUACCGAAGAGUUCUUCAGUACUGUGUCAAAAUUGUUACUGUUGUCUGUGAACCUCUUAUUUCAUGGCAUUUCUUCCUAUUUCAGACCAAAUGAAUAUUUCAGUAAUCCAUCGGUCACACCAUGGGGUUAAUGGAAAACUACUGUUACAUCACGGUGUUGAACCCAAACGCUGUAUGUACCUACCUCUAGAAGAAUGAGCUGUUUUCAGCGAAGUACAUGAUUUACACCAUAAACCCCUCUGACAGAUUGCCGUGACCUUCUGUAAGCGCCCAAGAACAACAUAGGCAAUGUUCUUUUUUUGGUCUGCUGAAAGUAUUAAAGGUGGAAAACUUCUAAAGCACAAGAAACUUGCAGAUCAGACAUUUAACAAGCACUUUCUAUUGUAACCAGUUCUUAUACCAUAUAACAAGCUAUCCUUAACAUUGUGUGUUUCCUGUGUGACCACAGACCAAGCUUUUGUCAUUCUGCUCUUUCACUAAGGUUGUAGGUUUAUUAUGACUAUGGGGAUGGCAUAGGGCUUUCUCUGCCAUGGGACCAUUCUUCUACAACUGUUGUGAUCUGGCACUGAGGUCAGUUUGCUUGAAAUCUGGGUGGUUUUCCCAAGACCGUAGAGGUAUUUCCAAAUAUGAAUAAAAAAAUCAUGCUAGAAUGAAACAUUAAGGUGAAAGUGUUGUUUUCAUUUAGACUGCAGGAAAGAGGUCUUCAUUUAAAUUAA
Molecule: messenger RNA, 3743 nt
Organism: Scleropages formosus (Asian bonytongue)
Lineage: Eukaryota; Metazoa; Chordata; Actinopteri; Osteoglossiformes; Osteoglossidae
Product: lysyl oxidase homolog 1-like
Exons: 7
Coding region: 383-2110 (575 amino acids)
Biological process (GO): peptidyl-lysine oxidation; collagen fibril organization
Molecular function (GO): protein-lysine 6-oxidase activity; copper ion binding
Source: RefSeq, a predicted model, not a curated record